This is a messenger RNA of Schistosoma guineensis, 588 nucleotides long. Lineage: Eukaryota; Metazoa; Platyhelminthes; Trematoda; Strigeidida; Schistosomatidae. The record is from the annotation of a GenBank genome assembly.
AUGACUACAACCAGCUGUCAUCCUCGUCUUGGUUACGAAUGUGCCAAAAUAAUGGCUGAUCAUUAUCCAGAGCGCCUUGGUUUAGCAAUCUGUGUUCAUCCAGGACCUGCAUUCAAAGUUGCUUGGCAAGCCAUUAAACCAUUCUUACCACAGACAACAGUAUCAAAAGUUUGCUUUAUUAGAAAAACGUGUAAUUGGUUAAUAACUGAAGUAAAACUCAAUAGAUCAAGACAGACAACAACCAAAUACCGACCAUUUUGGUUACCUCCAAAAGAUUCCGAUGAUAAACAUGAUCCCAGAGGUGAUUCGAUAUAUGUUCGUGAUUGGCUUGUACUGAAUCAUCCAACUCAACAUUUACCACAUCCAAAUAUUGUUGAUUAUAUGCUUGGAUGUUUAAAUUCACUUAAUUAUGAAAAUGCAUUAUGCUCUAAUCAUCUGGUUGAUAGUAAUUAUGACUUAACAGAAAAGGGAUUUGGUGAUUUUGAAGAACAUGAAAAUGAUGCUGAUGAGGAAGAACUUACUAAAAUGCUUGCUGCAGAAUUACCAAAAGAAUUUAUGAUUCCUGAAAAUGCAGAAAAGUUAACAUAA